This is a messenger RNA of Sipha flava (yellow sugarcane aphid), 1626 nucleotides long. RefSeq names its product DNA primase large subunit-like. NCBI's taxonomy places the organism in Eukaryota, Metazoa, Arthropoda, Insecta, Hemiptera, Aphididae. The transcript is spliced from 4 exons. Gene Ontology annotation, biological process: DNA replication, synthesis of primer. The coding region runs from base 233 to 1492 and encodes 419 amino acids. The record is from RefSeq and is a predicted model, not a curated record. Gene Ontology annotation, cellular component: alpha DNA polymerase:primase complex.
GGAGAACUGGGAUAUCACCCUAUAAUCACCAACUGUAAAGUAAUAUUCUGUUUUUAAAUAUUACAAUGUACUACAACAAACAACUUCCAAUAUUAACCAAUGCAAUAGGUUUAUUUUAUUUUUUCUUGUUUACAACCUGAAAAUAUUAUCAACUCGUUGAAAACUAUGCAUAAUAAGAUCUAUACAUUAUAAUAAAAUAUAGUAAUAUGCUUUAGCAGAAUAUGGAAAAACAAUGUUCUACAUACAAAUACCAGAUAUAGAUGUUUCCAUACUAGAUAUAGAAGACUCUGCUUUAGCUCGACUGAUACAUUUUUCCACUUACACUACCUUAAGUGACAAACCGCCGUAUGUUAAGUAUCUGAAAAAUUCUACACUCCUUGACUAUGCUGGAUUUCUGUGUCUUCGAACACAUGCAAGUUUAACUGAUAAUACUACACUGAAGGAAAUGAUCAUAGAAGGAGAAUGUCGAUUAAUCAAAGAACGUUUACAUUUGUUAAAACCAAAUUUCUUAAGAAAAUACUUAACCAAAACAAUAGAAGACAUACAAGUUUUUAAUUAUAAUGAUGAUAAUAUUAAUGUCUUAUUAAAAAUAUGUUCAGAGUAUAAAGAUAAGCAGCAUUUACCUUGUGAUGAGCAUUGCAGUCUAGAGUUUAUUGAAGUGCCUUGGCAAAAAUGUCCAACUUUAGUAUCUGAACUAAAAGUACAUCUUAUUCAAGGUAUUGCCAUUGUGCCCUGCAAUCAAUGGAAUAGUCUGUUAGUUGAUUUGUUUCGAUUAAUAUAUAUUCAAUCAUUACUUCACAUCCAUCGUUCUAUGUCUUCCUUACCUAAAAAGAGUUUGCAAGUAGAAUAUCUUAGUGAACAAAUAAAUGAGUAUUACAAUUCAAAAAUAGUCUCUUGGAAAAAUACUAAUGAAGUAAUGAAUUUGGAAGAUCUUAAUUCAAAAAAAAAGUGUUUGCCUCCUUGCAUGUUGCUAUCAUUGAAUUCAUUGUUUAAAAAUCAUCGUCUUGCACAUGAUCCACGUUAUCGGUUGACAUUGUUUUUGAAAGAAAUUGGUGUGCCUAUGAAUCAGACUUUAUUGCUAUUUAAGCAGGAAUAUUCCAAACUUGGUAGUUUAGAAAGUACAUGUACACAUACUUGGGAAAAUCAUAACCAACAAAUAGAAUACAACGUAAAACAUACAUAUGGUAUGAUGGGGUCAAAAAAAAUGUAUCAAAUGACUCCUUGUACAAUAAUGCAAAAACAAAAUAUUCAAGUAUACUAUGAAGGGGGUUGUCCAUUUGUACACUGUAAUGAAAGCAAACUGAAAAGUAUCUUAAACGAAUUUACACCCAUCAGUGAUGUAGAAAUGAAUAUUAUAAAUGAUUUGAAAGAUAGUGAUCAACCUAUUCGAGCAUGUCAUUGGUAUGCUAAUAAGUUAAGUCAAACAUUAAAACCUCUUUUUCAUGAUACACCAACUCAAUAUUUUUUUAAUUUAAAAAAUAAUAUAUGUUAAAUCUGUUCCUAAAUGAAGGAAUAUAUAAAAAUAUACAACUUUACUACAAAAACAAACCCUGUUUAUUCCACAGUAUUAAAUAAUAUUAUUAAAAUAAAAUAUAUUUACACAAAAUUAUUACAAAUAAGAUAUUU